AUGUUUCGGAGCCUGCUUUUCAUCGUCUUGUGUGGAUUUGCAGCGGCCGAUACCAGUUCAAAAAUGGAUCAGCACUGGGACUUAUGGAAGCAGAUGCACAGCAAAGUAUAUUCUCACCCGAUUGAGGAGAUGGGUCGUCGACGGCUAUGGGAAGAAAACUUGGAUCUGAUUAACGUCCAUAACCUGGAAACCUCUUUGGGUUUGCACACCUACGAGCUGGCGAUGAACCACCUGGGAGACAUGACCACUGAGGAGAUCGCAGGAAACCUCGCGGGCACUAUUGUUCCAACUGAACUGAAGAGGACUUCUUUAAACUUCAUGUGGGUCAACAGCUCUCUGCCAGCUUCCCUGGACUGGAGGGAUGACGGCCUGGUAACUGAGGUCAAAAUGCAGGGUCCUUGUGGUUCUUGCUGGGCCUUCAGUGCAGCCGGAGCUCUGGAGGGCCAGCUUAAGAAGUCUACAGGCACCUUGAUGUCCCUCAGUUCUCAGAACCUUCUGGACUGCUCCACAAAAUACGGCACCAAAGGGUGCAACGGAGGCUUCAUGACGCAAGCUUUCCAGUACGUCAUUGAAAACCAGGGCAUUAAUUCUGACGAUUCCUACCCCUAUAGUGGAAAGUACGGUCACUGCCAGUACCGUCCACAGUACCGGGCGGCUAACUGCUCAGGGUUCGUGUUCUUACCAGACGGGGAUGAGCAUGCACUAAAGGUGGCCCUGGCUAACGUCGGCCCCGUCUCUGUUGCAGUUGAUGUUUCCAGCCCCAAGUUUCUCUUCUACCGUCAUGGCGUUUACCAGGACGACGCAUGCAGCCACAACGUGAGCCACGCCAUGCUGGCUGUGGGCUACGGCACCGAGAGAGGAGAGGACUACUGGCUGGUCAAAAACAGUUGGGGUGUGGCGUACGGAGAUGACGGAUACAUCAAAAUGGCUCGAAACAGACAGAGCCAGUGCGGCAUCGCUGACUACGCUUGUUAUCCCGUCGUAUGA
Molecule: messenger RNA, 987 nt
Organism: Stegastes partitus (bicolor damselfish)
Lineage: Eukaryota; Metazoa; Chordata; Actinopteri; Pomacentridae
Product: cathepsin S-like
Exons: 7
Coding region: 1-987 (328 amino acids)
Biological process (GO): proteolysis
Molecular function (GO): cysteine-type peptidase activity
Source: RefSeq, a predicted model, not a curated record